AUGUCUACAGCCGUUGAAGAGGACCGUAGUGAAAUUGAAUUAAAAGAUUUAGUCUAUCAGUCGUUAGAGAAUGAAGGUCUUAUAUCGAAAAUAAAAGCUCAACUACGUUCAGCUGUAUUUAAAACAAUUGAAAAAUCAGCCACUCAACAAGGACAACAUCACCAAACAUCCACUCAGUUGUUGAAUUCUUUUAAUACGCAAACUGGUCGAUUAUGUUACGAAUUAUUAAUGGAAUGGUUUGAACAUUUUGAUCUAUAUUACACAUCAGAUAUAUUCGCCGUCGAGACCCAUCAUCCUACUCAGCAUGUAUCACGACAAGAACUAGCGAAAAAGUUGAAAUUAGCAGCGAAUGAUGCUCGACCAUUAUUGCAGGCUUUGUUGCAACAUUAUAUCGAUUCAUCGCCGACUCCGACAACAACAACAACAAUGUCAGCAACAUUACCUGAGAGUAUUCAACAAUCAAUAAAUAGAACAUUUCCAACAGAAAAAUUAAAUGAUAUGAAGAAAGUGAGAGAACAUUUUUAUUCGUUAUAUUCAACAUUCGAUAAAGAAAUAUUAGAAUGUUACAUGGACAAACAUUUAACAUCGGCGUCAGUAUCAAAAUACGAUUAUGAACAGAUAUGUCUCAAAUGGUUCCAGUUAUGCUCAAAAACAUUACAAACAACAACAAUAGCAACAACAACAGAUUCAAAGAAUAAUCCACGUUCAAAUCCUUCACCAGCUUCAUCCACUCCAAUCAUGACAACAACAAAAGCUCGUCGAGCAGCUUCUCCAACAUCUGACUCAUCAUCGUCAGUAUCUGAAAAUGUAUCUAAAGUUUCAUUUAAAUUACCGACUACAAUUAAUACUAAAAAUGAUUCAAUACUACAUAUUAACAAUAAAAAUACUAGUAAUAGCAACAAAAAUAAUUUAUUAAUCGAUUUUGAUGAGAAAAAUAAAUCAACAAGUGAAGAUGAGGAAGAAACAUCCGGAUCAUUGUUAUCAAAACGAAAUGCAACUCCAGCAGCAUUAAAUCGAUUAAAAGGUAUGUUGGAUGAUAAUAACAAUGACGAUGAUAAUUCAACAACAACCGGUGGUGGUACACCAAGAGUGAGAACCAAAGGGGAAGACCAAAAUAUUGAUGAAGUUAUUGAAUAUGAAGAUGAAAGCGAUGGUGGAAGAAGUAGUGAUUUAGGUGGUGGAAUUGAAGAUAUAACAGUCGGAAAAACCACACCGACACACUCAUCAACAAAUAUUGAUUAUUUAGAAGACUUAAGUGAAAAAUAA
Messenger RNA from Didymodactylos carnosus, 1266 nucleotides. Lineage: Eukaryota; Metazoa; Rotifera; Eurotatoria; Philodinida; Philodinidae. The record is from the annotation of a GenBank genome assembly.